This is a messenger RNA of Phytophthora sojae, 951 nucleotides long. RefSeq lists its product as hypothetical. The record is from RefSeq and is a predicted model, not a curated record. Lineage: Eukaryota; Oomycota; Peronosporomycetes; Peronosporales; Peronosporaceae. The coding region runs from base 1 to 951 and encodes 316 amino acids. The transcript has a single exon.
AUGUUCAGCAGCAGCAAGAUCUUCGCGAUGUGCAUCGCCGCCGUCGCCGUGUGCAGCGGGGUGCAGGCCGAGCAAGAGGCGGCCGAGGUGGCCGAGACGUUCGGUCUGCUGGGCCUCGGUCUGCUGGGCCACGGCGUCGGCGUCGGCGUCGGAGUCGGAGUUCCGGGUGUGGCCAGCGUGGGCGUCGGCGGCUAUGGUCCGGGUGUCGUGAGCCCGGGUGUGAGCGUGGGCGUGCCGGGCGUGGCGAGCGUCGGGGUCGGCCUCCCGGGUGUCGGUGUCGCGCCCUCCGUCGGCGUUGGCGCUCCUGCAGGGGUUACCGUCGGCGCGCCGGCGACCGCCGUGACCGACGGAGGCGCCUAUGCACCAGCCACUGCGACUGCCAACGCGGGCGCGCCUGCCGCUGCCAAUGCGAACGUUAACGCGGGCUCUCCUCCUGCCAGCAACGGAAACGCGGUUGCCAAUGCCAACGCGGGCUCUCCUCCUGCCUCCAACGGAAACGCGGUUGCCAAUGCGAAUGCCGGCUCGCCUCCCAGCUCGGUUAGCACUGCGAACGCCAACGCCGGUGCGCCUCCCAGCUCAGUUAGCACUGCGAACGCGAACGCCAAUGCUGGAUCACCGCCCAGCGCCGUUAGCACUGCGAAUGCCAACGCGAACGCUGGCCCCGGCGGUAGCGGUGGCCCGGGCAGGACGACCACGACCACGGUGACCAGCAACGAUGGCACCACGUCUGCGUCCACUUCGAAGACUGUCAGCAGUACUUCGACAAGUACGACUGCGACCGCGAAUGCAAAGGGUGGUGCGAGCGUUGGCCCGGGCCCAAGCAGCGGCAGCCCGAGCGGUGGUAGCCCGAGCGAUGGACCGAGUGGCAGUCCGAGCGGCGGCAAGACGGGAACCGGCGCUGCCAACGCGGCGGCGCAGAAGGCUUACCGCAAGCUCCGCUCGGUCGAAUAA